AUGUCCUUCAAAAACGCUACAUUUUCGCAGGUGCUCGAUGAUCUGUCUGCACGGUUCAUUUUAAAUUUGCCGGCUGAAGAACAAAGCAGUGUCGAAAGGCUUUGUUUUCAGAUUGAACAAGCACAUUGGUUUUACGAAGAUUUUAUUCGGGCACAGAACGAUCAGCUACCAUCUUUAGGUUUACGCGUCUUCAGCGCUAGAUUAUUCGCCCAUUGUCCCUUAUUAUGGAAAUGGAGUAAAGUACAUGAAGAAGCUUUUGAUGAUUUUUUACGCUAUAAAACCAGAAUUCCUGUCCGAGGAGCAAUCAUGCUCGAUAAGUCCUUACAGCGCUGUCUUCUUGUUAAAGGAUGGAAAGCCUCUUCUGGGUGGGGAUUUCCUAAAGGAAAAAUCGAUAAAGACGAAUCAGAUGUUGAUUGUGCUGUUCGUGAGGUUUAUGAAGAAACUGGCUUUGAUUUAACAGGCCAUAUUAAUUCUAAUGAAUAUAUCGAUAUGACAAUCCGUGGACAAAACGUCCGUUUGUAUAUUAUCCCAGAGAUGUCUCUUGAUACAGCGUUUGAAUCGAGAACACGCAAAGAAAUUAGCAAAAUCGAAUGGCAUAUGUUGACCGAUUUGCCCACGUACAAAAAGUCCAAAACGGAUACGGUAAAAAAUAAGUUCUACAUGGUUAUUCCCUUUUUGGCUCCUCUUAAAAAGUGGAUUAAGAAGCGUAAUGUCGCUACCAAGACUACGAAAGAACAAGGAAUCUCCGUUGACGUUGACGCCGACGCUUCUUCCCAACUUCUCACUCUUUUGAAAUCAUCCACGGCUCCUAACGUUAAUUCCCUUCCUAUUUCGCAACCAGUGGAACAGCAGGCUGUUCCCCAACUUCCUCCAGUUGACAUCAAACAAAAAAUCCUUACUUUACUCAAUGGAAACUUUGAACCUAAACAGCCCCUUCCAAUUUUGCCAGUCUCGUCUCUUCCUCAACAACCUCCUCGUCAAGUAGAUAAUCCCUGGUUAAAUGGACCUUCUCUUUAUGGGUUCGAUCCAUUUGCCUAUCUCGGUUUAGAUCCCCAAAAUCCCUCCGAAUCUUUUCCAAGAGUUGCAGCAUCAGGUCCACCUCCUCCGAACGUCGCUUCUAAUUUGCAAUUUCCCGAUUCUGUCAAUUAUCCUUCCCCUCCGCAACCAUAUUUGGAGCAUCGUAAUCCUUAUGUUCAAAACAGAGAAAAUUUCAGUCCCGAAGCGGCCAUGCCUUCUCCGAUGGAUCUUCCUUCUCCUAAAACCGUUUAUCAUGAAGUUUUUCAUCCACCCUCUACUACGUCCGUUCAAAGUUUUCAACCUGAGCAGAUGCGUGAAGUUUACAAUGAUACUCAUCCAAAAUUGAACAUACAGAAUCCUCCUUAUACGAACCAUACAGUUGAUCCUUUUGCAGUUAUCCAACAGCAGCAACAACCUAUAAAUAAUGUACAUGACGAACCUACCGUAAACCGAUUGCAAAACAAUGCUUCUUCUAGGAAACUUCUUGAUAUGAUAUCAUCUCCAAAGCCAGCUCGUUCUUUACCAGCUUCUCGAGAUGGUUCUUCUCAGAAGUUGGUUAACAUUCUGUUAGGGACAGAUAAUUCCGACGUGAACGGUAGUAUCCCAAAUAAAACUGAAACGGUUCAUAAGCCUAUUGUUUCCAACCCCCCUGCUCAACCAUCGUCUCAUUCUGAACAUCUGCUUCAAGCAUUGUUGAACCCAACAUCCUUCGCCAAACCUUCUUCUGCCGCUGAGAAGAACGAGCCUGGUAACCAGCCUUUAGAAGCAAAACCAUUACCAAAACCAAAAAGCACAAUUCCUCAAUCGGAUGCCUCAGACAAACCCAAGAGCGUUGAGUUUACUAGAGUUGAAAAUACGGAAGCUCUGAAAAACGUUCUGUUGGGAAGAUCGAUUCAGCCAACAACCGCUGAUUCUAAGGAGGUGAUGACCGAACACGGAAUAAAAACUGAUGGCUCUACUCAGAAACCUGCCACACCAGGAUUUUUCCCCGGUUCUGUGAAGAUCCUUAAGCGAGCUCCAUCUGCGGAACUUGAAGGAAAGAAUCAUCCAACGGUUGGAAAAUCAUCUGAUGAAUAUUUCCUUUCUUACCUGCAAGAUGUAGUGAGAAACCAAAAAAGAACUUAG
This is a messenger RNA of Schizosaccharomyces octosporus yFS286, 2142 nucleotides long. RefSeq names its product mRNA decapping complex catalytic subunit Dcp2. The record is from RefSeq and is a predicted model, not a curated record. Gene Ontology annotation, molecular function: manganese ion binding; 5'-(N(7)-methylguanosine 5'-triphospho)-[mRNA] hydrolase activity; RNA binding. Gene Ontology annotation, cellular component: cytoplasm; P-body. Gene Ontology annotation, biological process: nuclear-transcribed mRNA catabolic process, nonsense-mediated decay; deadenylation-dependent decapping of nuclear-transcribed mRNA. Bases 1 to 2142 code for a protein of 713 amino acids. NCBI's taxonomy places the organism in Eukaryota, Fungi, Ascomycota, Schizosaccharomycetes, Schizosaccharomycetales, Schizosaccharomycetaceae. The transcript has a single exon.